AGCCCGACCCCCAACGCCAGGUGCACGGCGUCCCGAGGAACCCCGCGGCGUCCCGAGGCGCGGCUUUAAACGCCAGCUCGGCAGCGGGGCCCCGAUUAACGCGGCCACUAAUCGGGGCGGGUCCCUUCCAGCUCCACAGCCCAGGACCUUUUUUAAAAGUUAACACAAGAACGUAUUUUCUCUCCUUCCCGCCGCCCGUAACGAGCCCGCAGACUCGGAAAGCGCAACCAAAGCUGCUUUGUCUUUCUUUUGCACCCAGGGGCGGGCGGAAGAAAAAAGCGCAUUGUGCUUCGUUGGCGGAGGAGGGAUUUUAACUAAAAGGUGCAUCGUUAGGGAAAACAAAUCCUGACGUCAGCCAGAACCACCCCCCCAACCGGGGAGUCCGCUAGGGGUCGCGCCCCAGCGCCCGCGGCUCCCACGCCGCAACCGCCGGGAAAAGCCGCCGAGGGAGGCGGAGAAGACGGCGGUCUUGCCGCGGCGCAGACUCAGUGGAGCGUCGGGCGGGGGGCGGGGAGGAGAGAGCCCUUCUGGCGAUUUCCCCUUUAAGAAACCUUUUAGAACCUCCGACCCACUUCCGCUCUGGGUUCCCACAAUGCGCCGCGGCAGAGAGCGGCCUGGGCUGCGGGAAGCGGCUGAGGGGGUGUCUGGGAUGAUGUCAGGGAUGUCGGGCUGGGGGGAGGAAGAUGACCGGGGCAGCGACAACGACGGGAGGAUCUACGUGGGGAAUCUUCCGGCAGACGUGAGGGAGAAAGACCUGGAGGACCUGUUCUACAAGUACGGCCGCAUCCGGGACAUCGAGCUCAAGAACCGCCGGGGACUGGCGCCCUUCGCCUUCGUGCGCUUCGAGGAUCCCAGGUGGCAUCUUCCAUCCAAAGCCUAUCGGGAUUGCCUUGGACCUUCCCUCGCUCUUGCAGAGCUUCUCCUAGCAGGGAAUCUUGCAACUACUGGAUCCUCUCCUCAGAACCCAGAAGGAGCGUUAGGGCUGGAGUUGGAGCUCAGCGGUGGCUUGAUCUCCUCCACACUCGUGGCCCAGCGCCCCGAGCCCCAGUCUAGACAUUCCUUCCAAAGAAAAACUUGUCCCAAGCUCCUCUCCCCAGCCUCCGGCCCUGGGUGGGAGACUUUCCCCACGAGAAUUCCUCCAGCCCCCAUGAAUUGCCUUCUGGGGUGCCCUCUACCGGUGCCGAUGGUGCAUUAAAAGAAAAAAAGCAUUAGAUGAACGAAAAACUUUAAUUAUUAGAUAAGAAAGGAUCUUAAGGUUGCUUUAUUAUAUUCCACAAGUUAUCGGUAGUUAGAACUUCAGGAAAUCUAAUUUUGGUGUUUAUGAAUUUUUUUUUUAAGAUUUAAUUAAUUUUAUGUCAAUGUAAUUAGUUUGCUUUUUAUUUUAUUUUGUGCUGAACCAUAAGCUUUAUUUACUAGGAAGACUCUAGAAAUCCUGCAUUAGAUACUGUACUUAAGAGUCCCCAAAGAAACACCUUUGGAACCUGUAAGAAACCAAAUAACUUCAAAAUAGCUUUUUGCAAAUCAUCAGACAAGUUGCCAGUAGUUCAUCUUGUGUAAUUGAAUAGCUUCCUUGUCCUCCAAUACAAUGUGAACCAGCCCAAGUUACUGAUUGGGUAAUUCAUCUUGAGUGGUGGGUUGAGUUACUCCCAAGAAACCGCAGAGUGGGUCUCUAGAAAGAAUUCAGAUGUUGUAUGGCCUGGAGGAAGAAGGGAAACCCAUUUUAUCCUGUAACCCCUUUCCUUGAGCAAGCCACACAUGAUGAUAAUUGAAGAUUUUUAUUGCUGACUCAGUUCUAAUGCUGUAAUACUUAACCAAAACUAUGGAACAUGACAGUUUUCUGUAGCUAAUUUUAGUAAACUUGGAGAAUCUGAAAAACAAUGUCUCGAUGCUUGAUCUAUCCUAGCCCAGUCUUGUGCCCCCAUUCCCUCAUUGUUUUCUUUUUAUGGAAGUGAUCCGUUCAUUUUCUGAACUCCUUUUGUGGGGAUGGCCUUGAGUGCCAACUGUAUGCUUGGCAUCUUACCAAGUUUGGUUUGUGACUCCAUUAAUGGUAGUCUACACAUGCAUAUUUAUUAGGGGUAGCUGCCUCAAGAAAGGUUGUUUCAAAGAUGUGGAAUCCAGGGAAAGUACCCUGCUUGCCCUCCAAGGCCAAUAAGCCCCCUAGAGGAUUUUUUAUAAUCUUCAUGUAUCCCUGAGGUUUUAGUACUUCCUAUGAGAGGGAGAGAUGUUUUGCAUUGAGUUCAUUAUUUAAUGAUCAAAUCAGAACUUUAUAACUUGGGUACUUUUUAAACCUUUAUGAAACCAUUUUUAUUUAUUUAUUUAUUUUUGCUGAGGCAAUUGGGGUUAAGU
Sarcophilus harrisii (Tasmanian devil) is the source of this 2346-nucleotide messenger RNA. It is a transcript of the gene SRSF9, whose product is annotated as serine and arginine rich splicing factor 9. The transcript is spliced from 2 exons. Gene Ontology annotation, biological process: mRNA splicing, via spliceosome. Gene Ontology annotation, cellular component: ribonucleoprotein complex; cytoplasm; nucleus. The coding region runs from base 593 to 1195 and encodes 200 amino acids. NCBI's taxonomy places the organism in Eukaryota, Metazoa, Chordata, Mammalia, Dasyuromorphia, Dasyuridae. Gene Ontology annotation, molecular function: mRNA binding. The record is from RefSeq and is a predicted model, not a curated record.